AUAUUAAAUAUUAUUUUAUACAAUGGAAUAUGAAAAUUCAUCUAAUAUUAUAUAUUGCGUUGAAAAUGGUUUGUUGAAAAUUACAUUAAAUAGACCAGAAAAGAAAAAUGCUAUUACCAAUUCUAUGUAUAAAAAUUUAUUAGAGAUCUUUCAUAAAUCUAUUCAAGAUAACACUAUACAUACAGUAUGUUUGACUGGUACUGGAAAUUUUUUUAGUAGUGGAAAUGAUUUUGUUUCUUUAUUAACAAAUCAAGAUGUUUUUGAUAUCAAAAGUAUUAUUAAUGAUUUUAAAAAAUUUAUAGAUAUGUUAAUUACAUAUCCCAAACUUUUAAUAGCUGUUGUAAAUGGUCCUGCAAUUGGAAUUGCGGUGACAAUACUUCCAUUAUUUGAUAUAACAUAUGCAUCAGAUACAGCAUACUUUCAAACUCCAUUUACAAGCUUGGGCCUUAUUGCAGAAGGAUGUUCUACAUAUACAUUUCCUAAAAUAUUUGGAAAAUCUAAAGCUAGUGAUAUGUUAUAUUUAGGAUAUAAAAUGAAUGCAUUUGAAGCUAAACAAUAUGGUUUAGUUAGUGAAAUAUAUAAAUAUGAAUGUUUAGAUGAAGUUUGGAUAUAUUUAAAAAAAUUAACUAAACUUUCAUUAAAGUCUAUAUUAGCAAUUAAACAUUUAGUUAAAAAAUGGAAUCAGAACAUUUUAUUGGAAGUUAAUGCAGAAGAAUGUACUGAACUUAUAAAACAUAUACAAUCUUCUGAUUUUAUAGAAAGAUUAAAAAAUUUUAUAUUACAUAAAAGCAAAAUUUAAAUAUUUCUACUUUCCAUUAUGUAUAUUUUAUAUAUAAUAUAUUUUUUAUAUAAUAUAAAUAUUUGUUUUAUUAAUUUAA
This is a messenger RNA of Apis dorsata (giant honeybee), 878 nucleotides long. RefSeq names its product enoyl-CoA delta isomerase 3, peroxisomal-like. The coding region runs from base 23 to 799 and encodes 258 amino acids. The record is from RefSeq and is a predicted model, not a curated record. The transcript is spliced from 6 exons. Lineage: Eukaryota; Metazoa; Arthropoda; Insecta; Hymenoptera; Apidae.